Kazachstania africana CBS 2517 is the source of this 1716-nucleotide messenger RNA. It is a transcript of the gene SNX41, whose product is annotated as Snx41p. The transcript has a single exon. The coding region runs from base 1 to 1716 and encodes 571 amino acids. Gene Ontology annotation, molecular function: phosphatidylinositol binding. Gene Ontology annotation, biological process: retrograde transport, endosome to Golgi. The record is from RefSeq and is a predicted model, not a curated record. NCBI's taxonomy places the organism in Eukaryota, Fungi, Ascomycota, Saccharomycetes, Saccharomycetales, Saccharomycetaceae.
AUGUCUCUGCAUAACUCAUUCGAUACUGAAGAUAACCCUUUUUCUAACAUGUUUAGUUCUGGAGCUGUCAAUCCUCCAUUGGAACAACUACAAAGUAACAGCAAUGGAAACAAUGAACUCACAUAUGACUAUGGCAAUGAGAAUGAAGUAGAAGGCCACGAUGACUUAAAACCUCAGAGUCCAACUGACAGGAGUCCCUCUAAUUUUUCUUCCACCACGAGUUCCCCUACAUCAUCAAACAUCAACUAUGAACCGUAUGAGAAUCUCUCAAAAUCUAUGGCUAUCACUCAACCAUUGCAAUACUUAGAUGGCGAAAAAGUGACUAUCAAGAUCGUAGAUACUGGAAGAUACACAGAUCCUUACGGUAAGAAAAAUGCUAUAGGCUACGUUAUUCAAUACAAUGAUAAAGAGGUGGUUAGAAGAUAUUCAGAAUUUGAUAAUUUGAAUAAGAUACUAAUCAAGUUAUACCCUACCAUAAUAAUACCGCCAAUACCAUCAAAACAUUCUAUUUUAAAAUAUUUCUUAAGCCCUAUUCAUGCGCAAAACGAUCCAAAAAUAAUAAAUACAAGAAAGAGGAGGUUUCAAUCCUUUUUAAAUAAUUGUUAUAGAGUACAAGAGAUUAGAAAAUGUAUCAUAUUCCAAAAAUUCUUAAAUCCCGAAUAUAUUUGGAAAGAUGUCCUGAGUUCUCCACCAGUAACAAUUUUACCAUUAAAUAAUUUGUUGGCACCACCUUUAAAUCCAACUAAGCCAAGCCCUUUACAUUUACUCCUACCAGCUCCCAAUGCCAAUACAAAAAUUGAAUCAAACUUGACCAUUGAUCGUAAUGGAGAGGAUAGUGAAGACACAUUAAUACAUAAAUAUGAUAACCAACUUUAUCAAGUGGAAUUAAGAUUAUCCAAUUAUUUAAGCAAAUUUCAACCAAUGUCCAAUAAGAUCAAACAAAAUAAAUUUCAUUUACACUCAUUAUCAUCAAAUUUAGCUGAAUUGGGAGCCUAUUACAAUUCUUUAAGCAUAGAUUAUACAAAACUAAAACAGCUGUCAAUGGGCAUUGAAAGAAUCGGCCAUUCAUUUGAUGUUAAUUAUGUGAGUCUAGAGAUUUUAAUUGAGAAUAUUAACAAUUUAAUAGAAGAACAAAUUGAUGAAAUCAUUGGUUUUUUAACUGAUUCCAAAAGGGUUAUUAUAUUUAAAAACUUAAAGAUCCUACAAUAUAGAAUAAUUGCCACUACAAUUAAAAAACGUAGUGGGAGGAUUAAAGAAUUGAGAAACUUUGAAGAAAAAUUGCAUAAAUUAGAUGAAUCGUUCCAUGAAUCUGAAUCACAAGGUGACAAUGACGCUAACUUACAUCACACUCAAAAUAGAGAUAUUUUAUCACAUAUUAACGAACGCCAAGUACAAUUACAACUUCAAAAGAAGAGGAAAAAAUUGAAAAGACCUACCACCAAUUUAGAACCGGAAUUUUUGACUAAGAUAGAAAGAACUAACGAAAUUGAGAGGCUCACCAAAGAAGUUGAUAAAUUGAAUGAAUGUUUUAAAUUAGUAAAAAAAGACAUAAGUGAAGUAAUAGCUUCAACUCUGUCAUCUUUGGAACUUUUAGAUGAAUUUAUUGAAAAGAAACUAAAGUUGAUGUUAAAUAACUUGACACAAGCUAUCUUAAACUGGAUAACUGAAAGUUUAAAAGCGUGGAAAGAAGCAAAGAUACAGAUUGAUAAGAUUUAA